Molecule: messenger RNA, 1260 nt
Organism: Drosophila erecta
Lineage: Eukaryota; Metazoa; Arthropoda; Insecta; Diptera; Drosophilidae
Product: zinc finger protein 771-like
Exons: 2
Coding region: 16-1260 (414 amino acids)
Biological process (GO): regulation of transcription by RNA polymerase II
Cellular component (GO): nucleus
Molecular function (GO): zinc ion binding; DNA-binding transcription factor activity; RNA polymerase II cis-regulatory region sequence-specific DNA binding
Source: RefSeq, a predicted model, not a curated record
UUAUCGAUAUCAAAAAUGGUUAAAAGCACUUGCUCCAUCAGCUGUUUAAGUUGUAAACAAAUAAGGGCUAUGGUGGCCUUGUGUCGCAUUUGUAAUCUGAACUCGGAAUCGUGGAUUAACAUAUUCAGUGGGACCCAGGAAUCCGAUUUCCCAUAUGUGGAUGUGGUUUCUUUCUACACUGGCACAGAAGUUCAAAGAGGAGAUCCAUUUCCUGAAACCAUUUGCAUGAUGUGUCUCGAGGAUGCUCGAAAAUCCUGGCAGGCCUACCGAAAACGUCUACAGAAACAGGAAGUUGUCUUUGAAAUCUCAGCAUUCCACAAUGAGGAGCACCUUUCCGAAAAAGACCCAUUAGGAACAGUCUUCGUCACUCCAGACCGCCAAAUAAAGGAGGAGGAUUUACUGGAGGAGGAAGUAUUCAAGGUUCCGGACUGCGACCGAGAAGACUUAAGUUGUAAAUCAAUAGUUAAGGAGGAAGAAACCGAAGAAGUGGAAUUACAUUUUAACAAGGCUCCAACAGUCCACGUCCAAAUAAAAAACGAACCAAUUGAGGAUGAAUUGUUCGCCGAAGAAAACAGCCAAGCAUCUGAAAGUAGUGUUAGUCCAACAGAUUGCCUGAUAAAAAUCGAGCCAAUUGAGGAAGAAAUGUUUGAGGAUGAAGCUUGCACGAUAGGAGUUGAGCGACCCUACAAUUGCAGUGAUUGCCAAACGUAUUUCAAGGAGGAAUCUAGCCAUAAGAAGCACAUUGCGACCCACAAGCGACCACACAAGUGCUCCCACUGUCCGAAGUCCUUUCUCUCAACCUACGAUCUUAAAAGGCAUACCCGGAUCCACACAGGAGAGCGGCCCUACUCCUGUGACCACUGUCCAAAGACCUUCUCGGACAAGACUACUUUGACGUCGCACGUGAGGACGCACAAGGGCGAACGGCCCUUCAAGUGCCCCGACUGCCCGAUGUCCUUUUCGCAGCAGUGCAAUCUUCAGAGGCACAUCCGCUGUCACACGGGUGAACGACCUUUCGCGUGCCCCUACUGCCCCAAGUCCUUUACGCAACAGUCCAAUCUGGGUCUGCACCUGCGAGCGCAUUCCGGGGAACGCUUCGAGUGCUCUCUCUGCUCCAAAUCCUUUGCUUAUAAUAACGAUCUUAAGCGUCACUUACGCACUCAUUCCGAGGAAAAAGUCCAGUGCUCCUUCUGCCCAAAAUUGUUCGCAACCAGAGGAACUUUGGCUAAACAUCUGAAAAAAAUACACGAAAAUGUAUAA